AUGGCGACCAAGAAGCCUAACAUCCUCUACAUCAUGGCCGACCAGAUGGCCGCGCCCUUAUUGUCACUACAUGACAAGACCUCCCGGAUUAAGACUCCCAACCUAGACCGCCUCGCAGAAGGGGGUGUCGUCUUUGACUCGGCCUAUUGCAACUCACCGCUGUGUGCUCCAUCGCGGUUCGUCAUGGUCAGCGGUCAAUUGCCCUCGAAGAUCGGUGCCUACGAUAACGCGGCGGACUUACCCGCCGAUACCCCAACUUAUGCCCAUUACCUUCGCAAUGAGGGCUAUCAUACCGCGUUGGCCGGAAAGAUGCAUUUCUGUGGCCCGGACCAGCUCCACGGUUAUGAACAGCGUCUGACUAGUGAUAUCUACCCCGGUGACUACGGCUGGUCCGUCAACUGGGACGAACCUGACAUCCGGGCCGAUUGGUAUCACAACAUGUCUUCAGUCAUGGAAGCGGGUCCAGUGGUCCGGACCAACCAAUUGGACUUUGACGAGGAGGUGAUCUAUAAGUCGCAGCAAUACUUGUAUGAUCACGUGCGUCAGCGUACCGAGCAGCCAUUCUGUCUCACAGUCUCAAUGACGCACCCUCACGAUCCCUAUGCCAUGACCAAGGAGUUCUGGGACUUGUACAACGACGUCGAGAUCCCACUGCCCAAGAAUGGAGCUAUCCCACAUGACCAACAGGAUGCUCAUUCCCAGCGUGUGCUGAAGUGCAUCGAUUUGUUUAAUAAGGAGAUGCCGGAUGACCGUAUCCGUGCUGCUCGUCGUGCAUACUACGCUGCUUGUACAUAUGUCGAUACCAACAUCGGCAAGCUGCUCAAGGUUCUCGACAACACUGGCCUUGCUGAUGACACUAUUAUUGUUUUCACUGGUGACCACGGUGAUAUGCUGGGCGAGCGUGGUUUGUGGUACAAGAUGACCUGGUUCGAGAAUUCAGCUCGCGUGCCUUUCCUCGUCCAUUCUCCCAAGCAUUUCUCUCCGAAACGUGUCUCCGAGAAUGUCUCCACCAUGGAUCUGCUUCCCACAUUCGCCGAUCUCGCAGGUGCCAAGCUGAUCCCUGGACUGCCGCUCGAUGGUGUCUCUCUGAUGCCAUAUUUGACUGGCGGGGAGGGUCUCCGCACAGAUACAGUCUAUGGUGAAUACAUGGGAGAGGGCACCCAGGCCCCUCUUAUGAUGAUCCGUCGUGGCCGCUGGAAGUUCAUCUACUCUGCCAUCGACCCGCCCAUGCUAUAUGACCUGGCCACCGAUCCAGAAGAGAAGAUUAACUUGGCAGCCGGUCUGCCCAUUCCAACCCCCUCCUCCCGCAAUUUAGUCGCCAAGCCAACCAGUCUGGCAGGCUUGAAUCUGCCAACUCCCAUCGAGACCCCGCACGCAUCGCCAAUUCCUCAGCGUGUUACCCCGGCAGACUACGCGUUCCCUACGCCCACUCCCCCUCGCACCCCGAGCCCAGCCAAACUGGCCCCAGCGUUGCCUAAUACCACCGAGCCUGCUAAGAUCUUGGCGUUCUUCAUUGAAGAAACGCACAGCCGUUGGGAUCUAGAGAAGAUCCGCCAGGAUGUCCUCAUCUCACAGCGUCGCCGUCGUCUCGUCUACUCCGCCUUGAUCAAGGGAACGCCGUCGCUAUGGGACUUCCAGCCGCACGUCGAUGCAUCCGCUCAAUACAUCCGCAACCAAGGCAAGGGCGCUCUCGACGAUGUGGAGCUCAUCUCGCGCUGGCCUCGUGUGCUGCAGCAGGCCGCCACCACCAACGGAAUGACCGCUUAA
Molecule: messenger RNA, 1767 nt
Organism: Penicillium nucicola
Lineage: Eukaryota; Fungi; Ascomycota; Eurotiomycetes; Eurotiales; Aspergillaceae
Product: putative choline sulfatase
Exons: 2
Coding region: 1-1767 (588 amino acids)
Molecular function (GO): sulfuric ester hydrolase activity
Source: RefSeq, a predicted model, not a curated record